CAUCUCUUCUCGCAAUUCACUCACUAACACACACACACACACACACACACACAAAACCUCUCUGAAAUCCGGUGGAGCGGAAUCGCCGCCGCAGCUGCAGUAGCUUCGUCUUUGCACAAUUAAUCUAGCAUUCCAAAUUCCUCUGCCAACACUAAUAAUCAAGAUCAGAUCCUCCGCGCCUCUUUUUUCUUCUUCGCAAGAUUUCUCCUCCUCCAAGCUUCUUCUUCUCUACGUGUCAACAGGUAACUUUUUUUGUGGUUUUACAUGGCAGCUAUAGCCCUCGGAUAGUCGCCCUUGGCUUAUCCAACUCUAACUCUAUAUAUCUUUAAUGACGCUGAGGAAACCUCCUCUUCCUCGUCUUGUCCUUGACAAUGUCUCUUGCAUGAGAAAUGCACAACAGAUUCUCCGCCAUGUCAAUGCCACUGUUCACGAUGGAUCAGCUCUCGUUCUAUCAGGUACCAAUGGCUCAGGAAAAACUACUUUGCUGCGCAUGUUAGCUGGCUUCAACAAACCAACUGCUGGGCAGGUGCUGUGGAAUGGCCACGACAUCACUAAAUCGGGUAUUUUCCAUCAGUACAAGCUUCAGCUGAACUGGCUUGCACUCAAAGAUGGCAUCAAGGAUAAAUUCACAGUCCGGGACAAUGUUUUAUGGUUUGAGCUUCUCGAAGGAAAGGAAGGGAAUUCACUGCCUGCCCUAGAGCUUAUGGGGCUGGGGAAGCUAGUUAAUGAGAAAGCAAGAAUGCUUUCCAUGGGGCAGCGGAAAAGGCUGCAACUUGCGAGGUUACUAGCUAUGGACAGGCCAAUAUGGUUGCUUGAUGAACCUUCCGUCGCGCUGGAUGGUGAAGGCGUGAAGUUGCUCGAGUAUAUCAUCCACGAACAUAGGAAGAAAGGGGGGAUUGUCAUUUGCGCAACGCAUCUUCCUAUUGCAAUGGAGGAUCCCAUGGUUUUGAGGUUGCCACCAAGGUUCCCCAGAAGGAUGACAUUGGUCGACAUGCUCGAUCGCGGUGGACCUGAUUGAAACUUGCAAGAUAUGCAUGUUAUUUUAGUUCAUAAACCUGUAGCUGUGCUCGUGAUAAACUCACGUUCGUGUGCAAUAGCCUGCGAAUUAUGUAGGAUUGAUAAACAUUACUUGGAAAACCAGGUGAGUGAGAUUUAAACAUAUGACAUUUAGCCUCAGCUGUAGUUUAGGUUGUUUCAAAGUGAUUGAAUCAUGUCAUUCUUUGACCUAAGUUGUAUGUGGCAUUUGUACAUGAGAUUUAUUUGAGAUAAACUACUCAUAUUUACAAA
Molecule: messenger RNA, 1287 nt
Organism: Salvia splendens (bonfire salvia)
Lineage: Eukaryota; Viridiplantae; Streptophyta; Magnoliopsida; Lamiales; Lamiaceae
Product: ABC transporter I family member 1
Exons: 2
Coding region: 329-1018 (229 amino acids)
Biological process (GO): cytochrome complex assembly
Molecular function (GO): ATP binding; transmembrane transporter activity; ATP hydrolysis activity
Source: RefSeq, a predicted model, not a curated record